This is a messenger RNA of Rhineura floridana, 3212 nucleotides long. It is a transcript of the gene PYGM, whose product is annotated as glycogen phosphorylase, muscle associated. The coding region runs from base 155 to 2686 and encodes 843 amino acids. Gene Ontology annotation, molecular function: glycogen phosphorylase activity; pyridoxal phosphate binding. Gene Ontology annotation, biological process: glycogen catabolic process. The transcript is spliced from 19 exons. The record is from RefSeq and is a predicted model, not a curated record. Gene Ontology annotation, cellular component: cytoplasm. Lineage: Eukaryota; Metazoa; Chordata; Lepidosauria; Squamata; Rhineuridae.
GGGGCUUGGGUGCGUUCGCUGGUGCCGAAGCGAGGAGCGCAGCGCCCGUCCGUCCGUCCCGUCCCGUCCCGACCCUGUGCGCCCCGUCCAGCCCGGUCCCGGUCGCGGUCCCGCUCUCUCGCCGCCCGCUGUCGCGCCUCGCUCCGCCGCCAGGAUGUCUCGGCCGCUCUCGGACUUCGAGAAGAGGAAGCAGAUCAGCGUGCGCGGCUUGGCCGGCGUGGAGAACGUCUCAGACCUGAAGCAGAACUUCAACCGGCACCUCCACUUCACGCUGGUGAAGGACCGCAACGUGGCCACGCCGCGCGACUACUACUUCGCCCUGGCGCACACCGUUCGCGACCACCUCGUCGGCCGCUGGAUCCGCACCCAGCAGCACUACUACGAGAAGGAUCCCAAGCGUAUCUAUUACCUCUCUCUGGAGUUCUACAUGGGGCGCACUUUGCAGAACACCAUGGUCAACCUGGCUUUACAGAAUGCCUGCGAUGAAGCUACUUACCAGCUGGGCCUGGACAUGGAGGAGCUGCAGGAGAUUGAGGAGGAUGCUGGCCUGGGCAACGGGGGGCUCGGGCGCCUGGCAGCCUGCUUCCUGGACUCCAUGGCGACACUUGGUCUGGCUGCCUACGGAUACGGGAUCCGCUACGAGUUUGGGAUCUUCAACCAGAAAAUCUGUGGGGGCUGGCAGUUGGAGGAGGCAGAUGACUGGCUCCGGUAUGGCAACCCCUGGGAGAAGGCGCGCCCUGAGUACAUGAUCCCUGUGCACUUCUACGGCCAUGUGCAGCACGGCCAGGACAGCGUGAAGUGGGCGGACACCCAGGUGGUCCUUGCCCUCCCCUAUGACACGCCUGUCCCUGGGUAUCGCAACAACACAGUCAACACCAUGCGGCUGUGGUCUGCCCGGGCUCCCAAUGAGUUCAACCUGAAGGACUUCAACGUUGGGGGCUACAUCCAGGCCGUGCUGGACAGAAACCUGGCGGAGAACAUUUCCCGUGUCCUGUACCCCAAUGAUAACUUUUUCGAAGGCAAGGAGCUGCGUCUGAAGCAGGAGUACUUUGUGGUGGCCGCCACCCUCCAGGACAUCAUCCGCCGUUUCAAGUCUUCCAAGUUUGGCAGCCGGGAUCCCGUCCGCACCUCCUUUGACGCCUUCCCAGAGAAGGUUGCUAUUCAGCUGAAUGACACCCACCCCUCACUGGCCAUCCCAGAACUCAUGAGGGUCUUGGUGGAUAUUGAGAAACUAGACUGGGAGAAGGCCUGGGACAUCACGGUGCGGACCUGUGCCUACACCAACCAUACGGUGCUGCCAGAAGCGCUGGAGCGCUGGCCGGUCCACCUCUUUGAGACCCUCCUGCCGCGUCACCUGGAGAUCAUCUAUGAAAUCAACCAGCGCUUCCUUGAUAAAGUCUAUGCCAAGUUUCCCGGGGACCUCGACCGGAUGCGGCGCAUGUCCAUGGUGGAAGAGGGCAGCGUCAAACGCAUCAACAUGGCCCACCUCUGCAUUGUGGGAUCCCACGCUGUCAACGGAGUGGCCCGCAUCCACUCCGAGAUCCUGAAGGCCACCGUGUUUAAAGACUUCUAUGAGUUUGAGCCUCACAAGUUCCAGAACAAAACCAACGGCAUCACUCCACGCCGCUGGCUUGUGUUGUGCAACCCAGGGCUGGCUGAAAUCAUUGCUGAGCGCAUUGGAGAAGACUACAUCUCUGACCUGGAUCAGCUGAAGAGGCUCCUGAACUUUGUGGAAGACGAAGGUUUUAUCCGGGACGUGGCAAAAGUCAAACAGGAGAACAAGCUGAAGUUUGCUGCCUACCUGGAGAAGGAGUACAAAGUGAAGAUCAACCCCAACUCGCUCUUUGACAUCCAGGUGAAGAGGAUCCACGAGUACAAACGGCAGCUGCUCAACUGCCUCCACGUCAUCACCCUCUACAACCGAAUCAAGAAAGAACCCAACAAACCCUUUGUGCCACGGACAAUCAUGAUUGGAGGCAAAGCUGCUCCUGGCUACCACAUGGCCAAGAUGAUCAUCAAGCUGGUCACAUCUAUCGGAGACAUUGUCAACAAUGACCCUGUCAUCGGUGAUCGGCUCAAGGUGAUCUUCUUGGAGAACUACCGUGUCUCACUGGCUGAAAAAGUGGUCCCAGCAGCUGACCUCUCCGAGCAAAUUUCCACAGCUGGCACAGAGGCCUCUGGUACAGGGAACAUGAAGUUCAUGCUGAACGGGGCGCUCACCAUUGGCACCAUGGACGGAGCCAACGUGGAGAUGGCUGAGGAAGCUGGACAGGAUAACUUCUUCAUUUUUGGCAUGCAGGUGGAGGACGUGGAGGAGCUGGACAGGAAGGGCUACUGUGCCAAGGAUUACUACGACCACAUCCCUGAGCUGAAACAGGCUAUUGACCAGCUGAGCAGCGGCUUCUUUUCCCCCAAGCAGCCGGACCUCUUCAAGGACAUUGUCAACAUGCUCAUGUACCACGACAGGUUCAAAGUCUUUGCCGAUUAUGACGCCUACAUAAAAUGUCAAGAGAAAGUCAAUGCUCUUUACAAGAACACCAAGGAGUGGACCAAGAAGGCCAUCAGGAAUAUUGCCACUUCUGGGAAGUUCUCCAGCGACCGCACCAUCGCCCAGUAUGCCCGCGAAAUCUGGGGGGUCGAGCCUACCCGCCAAAAGAUUCCCGCCCCUGAUGAGCCCCGGCAGUGAGCGCCCCUGCAACUUCAAUGGGGCAGCUGCAAAUCAGUGGGUUUCCCUCCCCCCCACUUUCCAUCCAACUCCAAAUGUUCAAUCAUGCUUUGUCUAUGGGGGGGGGAGCACCAAGGAGGGAUUUUUUUUUCUGUUUACCCUUCCCCUCCCCUCCCCAUUUUAGAAUCUGCCCAUAGUAAGACAGAAGGGCAGGCCGUCAGCCCCCUGUCCCUCCCCGCACUCUGCUAUUUAUUUUAAUGGGGAUCCACAUCUUGCCCCCCACCCUUUCUACAGCCCUCUGCUUCUGAGGCCCUCCCUCGUUUGGAAGGUUCUCAGCAGGGGGGACAGGUGGCCACAGCCUCCCCCUUGAAAACGGGCUUCUCCGUUGCCAUUUUUAUUCUGAAGAGAUGUAUGGCGAAGAAGGGGCGGGGUGUGUGUAGGAUUUUACCUUCUCACCCACAAAGCAGCGCCUUACUCGUUCUGCCAAAGUGGGGAAGGAAGAGGCCUCCCUACUGGUUGAAUGAAUAAAUAACGGUUUUUAAAACUA